AUGCCUGACCCUGGGCUCACGCUGGCCUUUGUGAAUGCUGGACCAUCAGGCCCCGGGCCUGGGUUGAGAGACUUGUGGUCCACCGAGCGGCUUUCCCACAUCUUGGCUGCUUUUCUGGCACUGCGGGACCUCCCGGCUCCUGCCCUGGGGAAGGAGAGCAAACCAAACAGGGGAACAAAAAGAACACGUGAAGAUGAGGAGGAGGAUCUUAAAGUGCGGCACAAGCAAGCCAGUUCUCGGGAGCGUGGCCGUUACCGGGAAGAAGAGCCCCCUGCUGCGGAGGAGGCAGAAGAUGAGAAGAAGAAGCUGCUUCACAUAAUUGAAAAAGGCGAGGAGGAGGAAGAAGAGGAGGAGCCUUUGGAUGAAAGCUCAGUGAAGAAGAUGAUCCUCACUUUUGAGAAGAGAUCUUACAAGAACCAGGAACUCCGGAUCAAGUUCCCGGACAAUCCAGAGAAAUUCAUGGAGUCGGAGCUGGAUCUCAACGACAUCAUUCAAGAGAUGCAUGUGGUUGCUACCAUGCCGGACCUGUACCAUCUUCUGGUGGAACUGAAUGCCGUGCACUCGCUCCUUGGACUGCUUGGGCAUGACAACACAGAUGUGUCCAUUGCAGUGGUAGAUCUCUUGCAGGAACUCACAGACAUUGACACCCUCCAUGAAAGUGAGGAAGGAGCUGAGGUCCUCAUAGAUGCCUUGGUCGAAGGGCAGGUAGUAGCGCUGCUGGUGCAGAAUCUGGAGCGUCUGGAUGAAAGUGUUAAGGAAGAGGCAGAUGGUGUUCAUAAUACUCUGGCGAUAAUUGAGAAUAUGGCAGAGUUUCGGCCAGAGAUGUGCGCAGAUGCUGCUCAGCAGGGCCUUAUGCAGUGGCUCCUCAAGAGGCUGAAGGCCAAGAUGCCCUUCGAUGCCAACAAGCUCUAUUGCAGUGAGGUGCUGGCCAUUCUCCUCCAGAAUACAGAUGACAACCGGGAAAUGCUUGGAGAGCUGGAUGGGAUCGAUGUGCUGCUUCAGCAGUUAUCG
This is a messenger RNA of Python bivittatus (Burmese python), 1011 nucleotides long. The record is from RefSeq and is a predicted model, not a curated record. Lineage: Eukaryota; Metazoa; Chordata; Lepidosauria; Squamata; Pythonidae.